CCCCUUGGGUUGAGUCUCUUUGCCCCCUCUCAUGAGGGUGUUUUCUGUCGGCCACUGCUUACUUAGUCCUCCAAACAUCUUUCCACUGAUUUCCUUUCCUUUCUUUGUGGAGGUCAUCGCUACUGGGUGUCCCAAAUCUCUUAUCCUUUACUCACUGUGCUUGCCUCUCCCACCAACCCUCGUCCUUUCUAAUCAUUGUCUCCUUCAGCCUUUUCCUCUUGGGUUUCUCAAGGCCAAGUCACUGGGGGGCCUGUGUUCCUUGAAUCUCAAGCUCACAGAUUUGGUAUCCAUGCCUGCUGUGUGGGACGAAGAAAUGCUUGUGUGUGGGUAUGUGAAUGAGUUGAUUGGUGAUGGGAUACAGCCAUACAGGAGGUCUCCUUCGGAACUAGUAACUGCGUCUACUUGGACAGAGGUGGACUCUCUACUGUUGGGUUUAGUGGUUGCCCUUAAAUUAUUAAAGGUCCCAUGAUUUCUACAAUCCUUAACUGCCAAGGGAAGCGAUCUCCCUUGGUGGUGCAGUGCUAAUUGAGGAUAGUACUAUUUGAUCCUUUAUCCUUUUACUGUGUUUAUAUUUUCUGUGAUUAAGUCCGAUAUUAGAUAAGUGGAGCUUGUGUAUGAAGUUUGAAGGUGACAUAGGUUGCAAGGUU
Molecule: messenger RNA, 647 nt
Organism: Rubroshorea leprosula
Lineage: Eukaryota; Viridiplantae; Streptophyta; Magnoliopsida; Malvales; Dipterocarpaceae
Source: the annotation of a GenBank genome assembly